AUGGCAAGACUCUUAGCCACGACCACUUUGGAUGAUAUAAUUGAUGAAUUAAGACUCAAAUACGACUCUUCCGUUGGAUUAUUGGAUGGAAAUGCCAUUCGAGAAAUUCCAAGUCUCAACACCUUGCAAAAUUUGACCAAACUAUUGACCAAGUUAUCUAGAAACUUGGAUGAAAUCGAACAGGGCGACAAGGAGCUUCUAGUGCAGGUAGAUAAAUACUUGGAGCCUCUUGAAGAUAAACAAGACGAAGAUAAGGAAAUUAUUGAUGGAGAUGAAGAACAGAGCGAAUCUGGAACGAAGAGAGAUUUGGAGGGUGCAGAUUUGGAGGAGGAAAGCAUUCCUCUUGCUAAGAGAAGAAAACAAUCUUCCAAAGCAGACCCGGAGGAUCCCGAGGACCUUGAAGAUGUGGAGUUGGCUCAGGCGCCCAAUGAAAACAACGAAGAUGAUGAUGUGGCCAACGAGGCAGAAGAAGGUGGUGAUACGAAUAUGACUGAAAGUGUUACGGCUGAAACUGACGACACACUGAAAGUGAAUUCGAAAGAUGACCCUGUUCCACCUGUUCAGUCUGGUUCUUUCACCCAGGAUAACGAUACGCGGUUGAAGAAUCCAAAAUCGGAAUUCGUUGCAUCACAGACACUUUCGGCCAGUGCUAUUGCAGAACUUGGGCUCUUCUCCGAAGACAACAACGGUUUAGAAACGCAAGGCAAAGAUUAUCUUAAAAGAAAGUAUGGUGUUGCAUCAUAUCCAGAAAAUGAUCUCAAAGACUUGCUACCGGGAGAAAUUCCAGAUGUUGAUUUCUCGAAGACCAAGGCUCCAUCUAAUCAGGUGCAAUUCACCACCUACCAGUCAUACAUUGAGUCGUUUUUUAGGCCGUUCUCGAAUGAGGACAUAAACUUUGCUAAUGAAAAGUUCGUCAUUCCUCCAGAGUUGGAACACCUGUCAUAUGAUCCAUUGGUGAGUCCCUAUCUCAUACCGAAGUUGGGAGUAUUCUACGCUGAUGUUUGGGCCGAGGAAGAUGCGGCAUUGAGAUCCAAGUUGUCUUCUCCAGGCGUUCAGAAGCCUCCUCUUGAGUCGUAUAAGCCCAAAGGUGAUGGCGAAGGCUUAGUGGACGAGAAGAUGCUCACCGAAGAUGUAUCUUGUGGACCAUUAUCGAACAGAUUAUUGUCUGCUAUUCUCAGUGUCCAUGAGGCAAACAGAACCGAUGAUAUGGACAAGGAGAAUGGUGUUGGGGAGUCAGACAUCAAGAAAGAGGACUCAAUUAUGGACGAUAAUUUAUUUUCAGACGAUGUGGCUACCCAACUAGAUUCCGGUGAUGCAUACAAAGUUACUUCUGACGUGAAUGAUUUCUACUCCAUGGAAGAGAGACUCAAGAGAGAAUUGAAGUACAUUGGAAUCUUCAUGAAUCUACCUUCGAUGGAUGAUGACAAGCCCAAACGGCCAGGAAAUAUUAUAGAUUCAGAUGAUUGGAUUAUAGAAAAGGAGGAUGACGAGAUUUGUUCUGAGAUUCGUGCCUUGCAAGAGGAACUCAAAGGGUCCGUUAUCCGGAACAGGCAGAGGAAGAAAUACCUCAUUCCGAUCUUAGAAGAUCAAUUGGCAUACCAGGAGUAUUGUACUAUCUUGGACGACUUGGAUAAGCAGGUCGACCAGGCAUAUAUCAAGAGACUUAAAGCGAAGAGCAAAAAGAAGAAGACCCAAGAAGUCACCAAUACUGCGCAGCAGCAAGCUGCCAAUAGUGGCUUACGGGCACUUUUGGAUAAGAGGAGGCGGUGGAUUGAUAGUAUUGGUAAACUCUUUCCUCCGGCAGAGACCAUGAAAAGGAUUCCACGCGAUUCCAUCUUCAAAAACGAGGUGCAAUCAGAUGAUGAAGAGGGCGAUGCUGUUGUUGAUGUUGUCAACGAAGAGACUGCGUAA
This is a messenger RNA of Sungouiella intermedia, 1911 nucleotides long. The record is from the annotation of a GenBank genome assembly. Lineage: Eukaryota; Fungi; Ascomycota; Pichiomycetes; Serinales; Metschnikowiaceae.